CCGUCGCUGUUUAAUGACGAAAGCGACCUGGAUUCGAAAAUGGCCGAACGAGAAGCAUUAGAAAGAGAGAUUGAGAAGUUACAAAAUCUUAUUAAGGACCACAAGAGAGUGCAUGGUGAUGCCCCGUCAAGUUCAGUUCAAUCUCAGUGGUUUUGCACAAAAAGUGGCCUGGGAACGGGUCGAGGGCACAACACAUCUUAUAUUCCCUCAUAUUCACAUCAGCCGCAGCCAUAUGCGCCUCAUUCUUCCAGCCAAUGGAAGAAAAAAUACUCGCUCAACAAUAAGACUACCAGAGCUCCUGGAGGCAGACCCUCACAGAUUUCUGAGGCGAAUCUAAACAAGACCAGACAAGUCAAGGGUGUGGCACCUGAUGCUUGCUCUCUCUCUGGUGUCAGUAAGGUUUUACACGAGGGGACGAGUAAGGCGAGCACAGUGCCUUCAUGCAGCGUAAUGGGAAAAGAGUCAUCACUCGGGAGUAACAAAGUCCCAGAUGAUGGUGAGGACAAGUCAGUAUUAGAACCUACAAGUACGAACAUUGAGUCUAUAACAGACCUGGCAGGGUUGUGUUCGUUAAAGUGUGGACAACAGAGUGGACUUGAUGGGAAGAUGAGACAAAACACAACAUCAAAUAUAAAGUGUUCAGCUACUUUGUUUGUUCCCUCAUCUGAGGAGUCCAGUGCCUUUAACAAAAAGCAGACUGCACCGCCUCAAGUGAAAUCAUACUUCACAAGUACUGUUUCAAGUAAUACGACUGUAAUAAUGGCUAAUAAGGACGCACCAUCUUCCUCUAUGCCUACGUCGAAAGUCAGACUUAAAGCAGAUUUGGCUCCAAAGAUUCCGGCGGCGUUGUCCCCUCAUAAGAAAUCUCGAUUUACCUGGGUGAAGAGCCAAGGGACUGAGACCAGCCAAACAAAAUUAGAGAUCCACCAGUUUUCACCAAUCUCACUUUCAGCAUCUACUGCUUCUCCAGGGAUGGCCAAGCAAACCCCCACUUCUAGCAAGAAGCUUCAUCGCAAGCUCAGUUUUUCCUCCAGCACCCCUAGGACCUCAAAGUACUCUUGGGUGUCGUCUUCCUGUUCCCCUACAACAGCUGCCAAAACAGCCUUAGCUAAACUCCCGCACAAGCUAUUUUCACCCAAAGCUCUUAAGGUGCCUGGAAAAAUGGCAAAGGAGGGACUAGAAAGCAAGAAACUCAUAACUACCGGUGUCGUAUCAAAGAGGGCUAAAAUCAGUGGAGCAGCUUCUACAUCUCAUGCGGGUCAUGGCAGUCGCUACAGCUGGAAGGCAGUUGCAGCAACUUCCUCUUCGGUUGUGCGUGGGUCCACGCCGAGGUCUUCUCGAAAGAGCUCAGUGUAUCGAUGGACUGCACAGAAGGAUGAGAAGGAUUCUGCAUCGCCGGUGUCUCGAGUCCAGCAUAGCCCUUCCGCUGCUCUGUCUAGCAGUGGAUUCAAGCUGAGGAGCAGAACCAAGAUCAUCAGGCGAUUCAGCAACAGUCCUACUUCAGAGAGGAGGCCUAGUGUCGGCGUGGUGACCAUCAGGAGUCGGUAUUCACUGCGAAGGAGGGCACACAGUCCUGUUAAGACCCCCAGCGGUGUCAGACGAGGCCAAUCCAGAGGGCUCGUCUCUUUGGGCAGGCAUAAACUUCGGCGUCUCUCUCCAUCCAGCUCCAUCACUACUCCAUGGAGCUCAAGAACAGGCCCGUUCUCUCUGCCAGUACGGAAUUCGGCAUCUCACAGGGUCAUUAAAACCCACUACAAGAUUGACACGCGUCGGACACACCUCCAGCACCACAACUCCACCCUCUACUACAGAGUCAAGAAAAUCCAGUCAGCUAGAUUUCUGUUGCAGUCUCGUCUUCGUGCGACCCCAGACAGGCAGUGGAGAGGGCGGGGCAUGCGGUGGAUUGGCGGGGAGCUCUACAGAGUCUCGGCCAAUAAGCUUUCCCGCACACAUCCUAGCACACCAUCCAACAGAUCAGGAAAGUUGUUCAGUCCUCAAGACGUAUCCUUUGGCAGUAGCAGCACUUACAGGACCUCCAACACACGGCAUGUGGCCAGUCGGGCGGUGCAGAAGAGUCUGGCCAUCAUUCGCCAGGCUCGGCAGAAGAAACAGCAGGCCAAACAGUACUGCAUGUACUUCAACCGCUUUGGCAAGUGUAACCGUGGCUCAGCCUGCCCCUACAUCCAUGAUCCAGAUAAAGUUGCCGUUUGCACCAGGUUUCUUAGGGGCACGUGUAAGCAGACAGAUGGGACGUGUCCGUUUUCACACAAAGUGUCCAAAGAGAAGAUGCCUGUGUGUUCGUACUUCUUGAAAGGAAUCUGCAACAACAGUAGCUGCCCCUACAGCCACGUCUAUGUGUCUCGCAAAGCAGCCGUGUGUCAAGACUUCAUCAGGGGCUACUGUCCUCAGGGAGAGAAGUGUAAGAAGAAACACACUCUCGUGUGUCCAGACUUCUCCAGAACUGGUGUGUGUCCCCAAGGGACUAAGUGUAAACUGCAGCACAGACAGAGGGUCAAACGUGCUGGAUCCAGCCUGAGCUCGGGCUCUGCUAAAAGAGCCCGCAGCCGCGAAUCAACAAAAAGUCCCAGGCCAGAACCAGAGUCCACUCCUGCAGAGGACGGCACGCCUAAGACUUGUCUUGCAAAGCUGCCCUCCUUCAUCUCUCUGUCCAGUUCCCCAGAGACCCCAGAAGGUGGUGUGAGCCCUUCAUGCCCCCCUGGAGCAGGGCCAGAGGGCACAGGCAAGAAGCUGCACAUCAAGCCUCGCUUCUAGAGCCAAAACCCAACUGCAGUCCUUCAACACACAGCCGGAAUGCUCCGGCUCAACUGUGGCAAGUUUCUGACUGCCGAAAAAGAUCCAGAAAAUGGUUCCAAAUUAUUAAUUACUGUACAUGUUACAGUGCUCGAGUUAUUGUAUAAUUUGGCAUAGAAUAGACCAGAAAUGGGCUUAGUACUACAGGUAAGUGAUGAAUGUCCAGCGCUUUGACUCCUAGUAUGUCUGAAUCCAUAGAGUUUAAUCACCAAGCUUAUUUUUAGGUUUUAUCACUUUUUUUGACUUGAUAUUUAACAUACUGCAGGUGCCUUUUUGAGGUAGUGCAUCUCAGGGAAUCUUUUUGUGCAUGUGUCACUUUUAAAACAUAUCUUCAGUUGUUUGUAUUAGAGAAAAUUGUAUUUUAUUGCAUAGUAUUUAAGUUUGUGGUUUUAUUUGUACUUUAAAACAAAACCCUAAAAAUUUCCAAUUAAAUUUCCAAUUAAAGACGA
This is a messenger RNA of Ictalurus punctatus (channel catfish), 3260 nucleotides long. It is a transcript of the gene zc3h3, whose product is annotated as zinc finger CCCH-type containing 3. Gene Ontology annotation, molecular function: metal ion binding. The transcript is spliced from 12 exons. Lineage: Eukaryota; Metazoa; Chordata; Actinopteri; Siluriformes; Ictaluridae. Gene Ontology annotation, cellular component: nucleus. Bases 40 to 2772 code for a protein of 910 amino acids. The record is from RefSeq and is a predicted model, not a curated record.